Messenger RNA from Entamoeba invadens IP1, 747 nucleotides. RefSeq lists its product as hypothetical. Bases 1 to 747 code for a protein of 248 amino acids. The transcript has a single exon. Lineage: Eukaryota; Evosea; Mastigamoebida; Endamoebidae. The record is from RefSeq and is a predicted model, not a curated record.
AUGAUGUUGUCUGGUCCAAAGCGUCGACCGGAGUUGACACGGUCGAUGCGAGACUUUUAUAUAGCUCUUCAGAACAAACCUUUAGAUGUUCAAAUUCGACACUUUAUAUGGGGGAAGGGAUGUGCCUUUGGUCCUUGUUCCCACCCCGAGUUCGAUGUCGCAGUUAAUAAAACGCGAAGUAAAUUUCCAUGGCUGGAUGUGAUCGACUUUAACUUCACUCAACCUAUUAAUGAGAGAGACUAUAUGCAAGAAUUCUUACAUGACUUUGAUGCUGCGUAUCAGGAGAGUGAUAGAAAUGAUUGGACAUUCAAAUCGUUUCAAAAGCAUAUGUUGGUCAAUUACCACUUCUACACAAUGGUCAAUUGGGUAUUACAAAAUGACAAAGACACAGACUACUUCAUGUUUGCUGAAGACGAUCAGUUAUACCAACCAGACUUCUUUAAGAAAAUCAGUGAUUAUUUAUCUGCACAUAACAUCGACGAUUACUGCAGCGGCAAAGUGUGUCUGACGCAUUACAGAAAAGAUCGAAAACACACAGCACCACCCACACAAUUCGCGCUUGGAUGGUUUGGACAGUUCAAGUCGAGAAAGCAAAUGGAGAUGUUUUUGAGAUUCACUAAGUUCAGUAGAUAUUUUGACUGUGGAGAUGCAGUCACGUGGUUUUGGUGCAGAACUAUUCAAGAGGGGUACUAUUAUGGAUAUGAUAUGUCCGUCCAUUUCGGACAUUGGAACCCAAUGCCUCUUUGA